Molecule: messenger RNA, 1947 nt
Organism: Paramecium pentaurelia
Lineage: Eukaryota; Ciliophora; Oligohymenophorea; Peniculida; Parameciidae
Source: the annotation of a GenBank genome assembly
AUGAAUUAACCAAUAUCGCUAAAUUGUCAAAAUCCAAAAAAAGGAUACCUUAUUUAGAAAGGAAUAAGUAAAGUUAAUGAGAAUCCAAAGGAAAGACAAUCAUUUGCAGACUAUGUGAAUUCUUUGUCAGAAUCAUAACAACAAAUGCUCAUUCAUAACAAGUCUCCUAGAAAAGAAUCAGUACCUAAACGACAUCCCACUCUCCCUAAAUUAGAAUUGCCUUCCCCAGAUAUAAUGAAUAAAAGAUUUGUUGUAAAUGUUGGAAAAUGUCCAAUAAAUAAUAAUUACCAAUCACCUAUUUAUAGACCUAGUGUGUUACAAUCCAAUUAACAUUAAUUCCAUAACAUAUAAUCUCCUAGACACAAUUCAUUUGAGAUUAGGAAGUCUCUCAUUCCUCAAUAAAGAUUGUUGCCUAUCCAUCGAACUUCGGUCAAUAAUAUAAGUGGAAGAAGCGUAAGGGAUGAUGAUAUGAGUUUGUUCUAUUAUAAAAUUGGUGGAGCAGAAAUUGUAGAUUAACUUAAUGAGGAAUUUCACAAUUAUUCAAUUCAACAUGAAAUGAUUUCAAGUAAGUAUUUAUAAUAUAUAUAGAGAUUGAUGAUUUAGAAAGAUAUAAAUAAAGAUUUAAGACAUUUUUGGAAUAUAUAAUGGGAAAGCCUAUUUUUUAUAAUCUAGAACAAUUGAAAGAAAAACAUAAAGAUUUAGGACUUAAAAAUAGAGAUUUCAAUUAAUUCAAAAACUAUUUGAUUGUAAUAAUGAUUACAUAAUAUAAUUUAGACAUGCUUUUUAAAAGUUAAUAAAGGACAAUUAGAUUUUGUAUUUGAAUUUAGUUCUAUGAUUGAACAAUAUCGUUAUUGUAUUAUAAAUAGUAAUACUCCAUUUGCUAUAAUUUACAACCAGAGAACUGAAAAAUUAAAUACAAAAGAUGUUCCUGAUACAAUCUUGUAAUUAGCUUAGAGCAGUUAUCAAAAGAUUUUCUAAGACAAUACUUUAGCACCAUAUUUUAUAGGAAUUGAAAUUAAAUAGUAAGCUAGAAAAUUAGGAAAGAUCUUAUCUUAAUUAAUGGCUUGGGAAUAAACUAAUGAUCAAGUAUUGGUUGAUAUGAGAUAUUCUCAUAAAGGAAUGCAUUUAACAAAUGUACAUUUCACACUAUUUAAAUAACAUUUGAUUGAAUCUAUGCGUUAAUUAAAUAUACAAGAAAAAUAAAUAGAGUUAGUAACAACUAGAAUGGAUGGUUAUAGAAGUUACAUCAUUAAUUAAGACUCUUUACUUGAUUAUUAUGGAGAAUAAUCUUCCUUAUUGUAAGUUUAAUAGAAGAAAUAUGUGUAAUUGUUGAAAAGGGAUGUUAGAAUGCAAAAUUAUCCAACAAUUGCAUUGGAAAGACAUUCAUAAUUUUUAUUGAGAUAUCUUACACAUUAACAUCUACCAACCUUAACAAAAAAUGAUUUAUGGACUAUCCAUUCGAAAUAUAAUAUAGCAAUUGAAUGGAUUGAUUCUUUUCGUGAUAACUUUUUUCAUCUUAUUAAAAGUCUAAAUUUAAAUGCUUUAAUUAUUUAAGAUUAUGAAGAUAUCUGGUAUAAACUGAGAAAAAAUCUAACUUAAUACCAUUCAAUUGAAAGUAGAAUUGGUAAGAAGAAAGUGGAUCUUGUUAUAGCUAAAGUUUAAUUAAAAUUGUAAGACAAUGAAAAUUAUACAGAAUAUUUUAAGAAUGCCAAUUACUAAAUGAAUUUACAUUUGCAUAGAAUUAUUGCUUUUAUUCUUAAAGAUUAAUAAAUAUACAACUCAAAUGAUUUAAAAGUCAUUCAUUAAUCAUUAAAAAUUAGAGAAAGUACAUUUAAUUUGUUUGUUUAAUUUCUUAAAAAUGCUAUGCAGGAAGAAGCAAUUUGUUCAAGUUUAAUUGCAUAAGCUGAAGAAAUUUGUAAUUAUUAUAAAAAGAGUAUAUGUACUUGA